Messenger RNA from Hydatigera taeniaeformis, 630 nucleotides. Lineage: Eukaryota; Metazoa; Platyhelminthes; Cestoda; Cyclophyllidea; Taeniidae. The record is from the annotation of a GenBank genome assembly.
AUGAUUGGAAAUCUGCUUAAGAUGCAGCAGGCAGUCAGCACAGAUGAUUUACCAUCUGCUUCGGAGAUGGCUGCAACAACUCUCGUCAAGCGUGCUUCCGUGGACGAAGGUGACACUAGACCAACGUGGAUUCGACAGCUUCAAUCCAGUGCAGACGCGUGGAAGUCGUUGCUCCCCGACCGUCUGAGACCCCUCGAAAGGACGGCCGAAAAUAUUGCUGAUCCUCUGUUCCGCUGCUUUGAUCGAGAAGUCAGUGCUGGUACUACACUCCUCAACACUGUUCGUGAUGACCUCAGUAACGUAAUCAAGGUGUGCUCAGGUACAACCAAGCCAACUAAUUAUCACCGCGACUUAAUGUCAGAUUUGGCCAAGGGUCUUAUACCCACAUCGUGGCGUCGCUACUACACAACACCAUCGACUCUAACUGUAAUCCAGUGGAUAAAUGACUUUGCGGCACGCAUUCGUCAACUGAUAGAGAUAAGCGAGGCAGCCUCAUCUGCAGAUCACGGUAACCUGCGCGGUCUGCGGGUCUGGCUGGGCGGACUCUUCAUGCCCGAGGCCUACAUCACGGCGACGCGGCAGGCUGUGGCCCAGACCCAUGGAUGGGCUCUUGAAGAGCUCUUCCUAAGC